Messenger RNA from Alosa alosa (allis shad), 1214 nucleotides. Its product is annotated as high affinity immunoglobulin epsilon receptor subunit gamma-like. Gene Ontology annotation, molecular function: IgE receptor activity. The record is from RefSeq and is a predicted model, not a curated record. The transcript has 8 exons. Gene Ontology annotation, cellular component: Fc-epsilon receptor I complex. The coding region runs from base 31 to 504 and encodes 157 amino acids. Gene Ontology annotation, biological process: cell surface receptor signaling pathway. NCBI's taxonomy places the organism in Eukaryota, Metazoa, Chordata, Actinopteri, Clupeiformes, Clupeidae.
CAGAGGUGGAGGGCUACGGCCGAGACAGUGAUGAGAAUGUGGAGGACCAUCAAACUCCUUCCACUGUCCUUGAUGGUCCAUGUAGCAGAGGCUACAUCUGUGAGUGACCCAGUGAUCUGCUACGUCUUAGAUGCCGUUCUCCUCCUCUACUGCAUCGUCUUCACGGCGCUCUACUUCAGAGAGAAGUUUUUGAGGAGACCAACUACGCAAGAAGAGAACAACCAGACACAGGAGGGUGAAGGGGGUAGUUACGAGGCAGUGGGCACCCAGAGCAACCCAGAGACUGGGGCAGUGCGACGACAGCGGGCCCCAGCAGCAGAUGAUCACUAUGCGGCUCUGCAGCACCGGACGGGAGACACCUACGCACAAAUCCAGAACAAGAAGAAGAAGAAGGAUGCCCAAGCAAGCAGGACCCAAUUGUAUGAGUCUCUCCAACAGACAAGUGCAGAUACUUACAACUCACUGGAGAUGAGGCCUCUUCCACCCCCGCAUCCACCAAAAUGAGCUGGUCGUCCUCUUGAUUCAACUGUGUAGGUUUGAUUUGAGGGGGACAUACAUUUGGGAGGGGGACAUACAUUUGUCUGCAUCACCUACAAACAACAUCUUGAUAAUUCACCUUUUUGAGUCAGGUUCUUCAUCAAUUUAUGAUAAUUUCAUAUAAUUCAACAGAAAUAUUGGUCAAAUGUAUUCCUUUAACCUUGAAAUGCCAGUCAUUUCUCUAAUUUACUGAAUACCUCUGUAAAAUGUCCACUGUUUGCUAUUACUGUCCAUCUGUCUCCAUAACUCACUAGGCCUAUACAGUUGAAUUUACAGUUUGAUGAAGAACAAUUGAAUUUAUAUCAUGCAAGGCUUUGCACUGAUGACCAUCUCUUACAGUCAGGGUUGGGUCAGAUUACUUUGAAAUGUAAUCCAUUACUGACUACAGAUUACAUGGCAAUUUUUGUAAUCAAUAACGUGAACACACGACAUACACAUUCUUAUUUCCCAAUCUUUAAUUCAGAUGCAUUCAGUUGGUGAUAUUGCCAGGUAGGCCUACAGAACACAUUUUUCCUGAUUGAAACAGGUCUAUCGUUCGACGUCGACGGCUCCAUAGACAUUAGAAAGCUAGAUACUGCAUUGGGCUCCAAAACGUAUGUAAAUAGCACCGCCAUAUUGGUGGGGGCAACAAUCACUGGAGGCCAAUGGAGAAACAUGUGACUGACUGGAAAUCAGAC